AUGCCCCAGUCUGAACUCAAGACGGCAAAGGGUGCUCGCGACUGGGUUGGCCGUGACCUUCUAUUGCGCGACCACAUUUUCCAGACAAUCAGCGACGUUUUCAAGCGUCACGGCGGCAUUCCCUUGGACACGCCCGUCUUCGAGCUCCGCGAGGUCCUGGCUGGGAAGUACGGCGAGGAUGCCCGACUCAUCUACAAUGUAGAAGAUCAGGAGGGGAACUUUUAUCGUUGCGCUAUGACUUGA
Molecule: messenger RNA, 243 nt
Organism: Fusarium subglutinans
Lineage: Eukaryota; Fungi; Ascomycota; Sordariomycetes; Hypocreales; Nectriaceae
Product: histidine-tRNA ligase mitochondrial
Exons: 2
Coding region: 1-243 (80 amino acids)
Biological process (GO): mitochondrial translation
Cellular component (GO): mitochondrion
Source: RefSeq, a predicted model, not a curated record